This is a messenger RNA of Labrus bergylta (ballan wrasse), 4240 nucleotides long. It is a transcript of the gene anks1ab, whose product is annotated as ankyrin repeat and sterile alpha motif domain containing 1Ab. Gene Ontology annotation, molecular function: ephrin receptor binding. Gene Ontology annotation, biological process: ephrin receptor signaling pathway. The record is from RefSeq and is a predicted model, not a curated record. Gene Ontology annotation, cellular component: cytosol. Lineage: Eukaryota; Metazoa; Chordata; Actinopteri; Labriformes; Labridae.
ACAGCAGCACUUUCUAUGUUUCAAAGUCGACUGGAGCCUUUGAUUCCUCAAGUCAGCGCUGAUAUUUCAAUUAUCUGUGUCUAUCAGGGCUGCCUUUGACUGACUUAAAGUCUGAAUCCUGCAGGAAACUGAGCUGCUCUUGGCAGCUCCAAAACCAUGGCAGAGUGCACACCGGACACAAACCCAGCCGCAAAGGUGAUCCAGAAUGCAGACAAGGCUGACUGUAAGGACACAUGUGGAGUUUCAGCUGAGUCUGCAGCUGUUGCAGCGGUCAAAGUCAGACCUUCAGACCUGGGGCUGAUUCGAAGCAUGUCCAAGUCGGACUCUGACUUGUUGGCGUCACCGCUCGGGGAGGAGGAUGGAGGAGGUCUAGCCGGCCGCAGUGGGUCCGUGUCUAACUGCAGCUCUGGGCAGCCGUCCAUGCAGCGCAUGCCUUCUUUUGCCUCCGAGUGGGAUGAGAUUGAGAAGAUCAUGAACUUGAUUGGAGCAGGCAUUGAAACGUCCAAAAAGAAACAGCCCACACCAAGUUCAGAUGGGGCCUGUGGUAAAGCCCUGGACCAGCCGGUCGGAGAGUGGCUGGAGCACGUGGGGCUGCCGCAGUACGAGAGCAAGUUCCUGCUCAAUGGCUUCGACGACCUACGAUUCAUGGGAAGUAACGUGAUGGAGGACCAGGAUCUCAGAGACAUGGGGAUCACCGACCCAGGACACAGAAAGAAAAUCCUUCAUGCGGCACGCAGCUUGCCCAAGGUAAAAGCACUGGGCUGUGAUGGCAGCACAUCUCUUGCCUCGUGGCUAGAUGGUCUGGGUCUGCAUGAAUAUCUGCCCAACUUUCUCUCAAGUGGCUACCGCACACUGGAGUGUGUGAAGAACCUGUGGGAGCUGGAGAUUGUCAAUGUUAUUAAGGUUGGUCCCCUGGGCCACAGAAAGAGGAUCAUUGCUUCUUUAGCAGAGAGACCGUAUGAAGAGGCUCCUUCUAAGUCCCGUCGUUUGUCUCCAAUCUUGUUUCAUGACCUCCUGUCCCAGACCACAUCCCCCCUCAGUCAGAUGGACCCCUACACCAGUCGCUCCAUGGACAUGCUCCUGCCCUUGACUGAGACAGACCGGAGGCGGAGAGGAGUCGACCAAGACUGUAGUGUUUCUCUGCGCUCAUAUUGCGAGAGGCCGCGCUCUGUAGACAGACAGAGUGAACGACAUAAAGACUCUCGUUUAAACCUCCGGCCGCCGAGCCAGUCUGCUACCUACGCCACCGUAUCCGCCUGGCAUCACCAGCCUGAGAAACUCAUCCUGGAAUCCUGCGGAUACGAGGCAACUUACCUAGGAUCAAUGAUAAUCAGGGAUCUUCGAGGUAUUGAAUCCACACAAGAUGCCUGUGCCAAAAUUAGGAAAUCAAAGGAUUCCAGAAAGGGUCCAGUAGUCAUACUAUCCAUUACCUAUAGAGGGGUCAAGUUCAUUGAUGCAGCCACAAAGACCAUAGUUGCGGAGCACGAGAUCAGGAACAUCUCAUGUGCCGCUCAGGACCCAGAUGACCUCUGCACUUUUGCUUAUAUUACCAAGGAUCUGAAGAGUGGCCACCACUUCUGCCAUGUCUUCAGCACUGUGGAAGUGACACAGACCUACGAGAUCAUCCUCACACUGGGGCAGGCAUUUGAAGUGGCCUAUCAGAUGGCAAUGCAGACCAGGGCGAGACAAUAUGUCCCUCCUACGUCUCUGAGCCCAGAGGUCAUAGAAACCAAAACCAGCCGUCCUGUUUCUCAGUCCUGGAAUAGUAUGCGGAGAUCAGCAGGUGCCCCUCUGCUCGAAUGCCGCUGCUGUCACUGUCACACGUGUACUACCCACCGUCCUUCCUUCCUCCCGUUGCACUCUGUUAGCCCUGGAGUCCAGCUCACCCCAGCGUUCAAGUUUCCGGAUACCAAGCUGUGAGUUGAAGGGGAGCAGCCGAUGCGAAGUGUGUUUAGCGUGUGUUCAGUUAGCGGGCAGAGCAGUGGAAAAGAGAAUAAAAGGGAGAGGAAAAUGAGAGGUAAGCCUUAUGCAACAUGCAGGGCCAAAACCAGCGCUACUAUGACAUUUUAGAUCUCACUCUGUAUAUCCCCUUUGGUCCUCCACUGCCCCCUGAUACGACUCCAAACACACAGACAAACGGUAAACCUGUUGUCUGGCUAAGCAGGACCUGUGUAUCACUCCUGUCUUUAGAGAGGCCAGUCGGAAAGGCUCAGUCUAUUUCCUGGCUUCUUAAGUGACUUUCUGAUCUUGUCAUGUAGGUACUGUAAUGUUUAGAGCACUGUAGACCAUUUAUGAUAUAGACCAUUACUGAGCAUUUCUAUUGAUUCAGGUCUAUUGGAGAUAGAAACUGGGAAUUAUUAAGGGAAAUGAAAUGUCGAGGGGGAAAAAAAAAAAGAAACUGUACCAGCAUACAAUGCUCUGCCCAUGUUUGUGGACAGAGUGUGGUUUGUCAAAGAAAAUGUGAUACUGUUUCAAAUUUCAAAGCAAUAUUAUAUUAAUGAAAUUAAAUAAUACAAUGACAAAAGAAUCCCCUCUCCAGUCUGUUGUCAACUUUGAGUUUUUUGUUUUUUUUUAUCAUCGAGUAAACAAACACAGAGAGAAACUUUACACCAGCUGUUCAGAUUUUAAAGUGACAAAUUCAACACCAGGCUAAUUACUGUACAAUUACACGUUCAGUGUUUUCCCUGCUAUGGAGAUUAGUGGGUGGUUCAACUUCUAAUCUCAACAAACGCCCUGGUUUGUGAUUAUCGUGUUCUAUUAAAUUCAAGUCACAGAGCUAAGCAUCCCAUUUUCUUAAGUGCCUGCUGAUCACAAUCCUAUAAAAGUCCUCUGUCAUUUUGAUGCUAAAUACUUGGUGUGCUGCAUGAUUAAAAAAAGAUUUACAGCUCAUUUCCCGAGAUCUGACUCCUCCGAACAAAUCCCAACAUGAAGCAGGAAUCCACAUAAUCUGUGCUUGAAUUGCAAAACAUUUUAUCAUUUGUUUAUAAUAAUGUUGCCUUUAAUUAUUCUACACUGCACAAUAACACUAGAUAUAAAAUUGAAUGCUGCAGUAGACUGAAUAUGUUCUUAUUCGUACUUGGUUGGAGGAGUCAUUGACGAUUCAGAAAAUCUUUAAAUCAGAGGGGAGUGUUGCUGCAAGACCUGAUUGGUUUCAAAAGAUUGCAAGGCAUUAAUCUGAGACAAUCUCUGAGACAAUGCUUAACCCUGUGACUCCUGCAGGUUUCCUCAUCCCUCUGCUGUGAGAUGUAGCAAAGUCAAAGGACAACAGCGAUUGGCUCAAAAGUUUUAGCACAUUUUAGUUUGCGUACCACGAUUGGAAUUACACAACACUUUAUCAUGACUAGUAUCUCAGUUAUCCACUCGUAUGUAUUCAUGUCCUUAAAGCAACACUAUAUCACUUUUCCACCUUAAAACAAAAGUUUCAAAGUCGAUCUAAUAGAACAAUAAACUUUCGACUUUUAGGAUGGCUUCUGAUGUGUCCACUGAGCGCCCUGGUCACCUGCACGAUGUAACCCACUGAUAAUGGGAAAGUGACAAUCCUGCAGAUUUUAUUUAUAACACAUAGCGCCAUAACGUUAGGCUGUAACGUUAUCUGUGUCAUCGUUGCCUCGAGUUUAGCAGCUGAACCGGGUGCAGAAACUCAUCUAACCCAAGUUGCGUCUCAUGCAAAAAAAAAAAGUUGUGUGUCGAUCUUAAAGUUUGGAACCGUACAAACCUAUCUCAACUCGCAUUAUAAGUUAGCCUCCCCAAUGUAGCCGUCUAGCCACAGCCUGUAGACAUCGAGGUAACAGCUGAAUACACCUGCAAACAGUUUGCAAACAACAGAAUGAUAACACUAGAAAAGUCAGAUUUGCACAAAAUCUGGUUAUUUUACUGUAUCUAGUCAGUCAACAUGCUUCUUUGGCUUCUCACGCCACCCAACAAACACAUGCUGUCUAUGAAGAGGUGGAGUAACAGCUUCCUUUGUGUUUCACAAUGGUGCAGUUGCACUCUGAGACCUUUGGAGGGCGCCAAAACUAAGCACACCAAACUGAAUCCCUACAUAAUGUUGCUUUAAGAUACAGAAAUACGAUAGAUCACUGAUGAAAAAAGAAAGUUUUAUAAUUUAUCAUAGUGAACAUUUUUUCUGCCCAAGUUGUUCCAAGUUACAUCAUCUGUCUUUUUCUCUGCAAUGUUUACCGUUCUUAUCAAUUUGUUGAAUUUGAUUAAAAUGGAUAUAAACCUCAUGUCCUCUUUGUUG